GGGAGCGCAAUUGGAAUUUUUCACUUGAUAGAUAACUAAAAUUUGAAUUGCUUUAUUGCGUGUUGUCCUAAUUAUUGAACCAAAGCCAGUAAAUGUCAUUACAUACAGGCGGCUAUGUGUUCCGAAUAGUUUUAAUACUAUUGGUUAGUAUUGGCCAAAUAAUAUGUCAAGAAUUUAACUCAUCAUUCACUCCUGAUCAUAUUCAUUAUCUACAAUUAGAGACUAAGAAUCAAUUUUUACAUGCUUGGAAUUCAUAUAAAGAUUAUGGAUUCCCAGCUGAUGAAGUACGACCUAUUACUUGUGAACCAUAUGGACCAGAUUAUAAAAAUAUUGAUGAUACUGUUCGUAAUGAUGCCUUAGGGAAUGUAUCCCUGACACUUUUAGAUAAUAUUGAUUCAUUAGUAAUAUUUGAAUUAUGGGAUGAUCUUGAAUUUAUGUUGGAUUAUUUAAAUUCAAAUCGAGAUAUAUUUAAUCAAGAUACUAUAGUUCAAGUAUUUGAAUUAUCAAUUCGUUCAUUAGGUGGAUUACUUUCAGCUCAUUUAUUAUUAACAGAUGUAACUAAUAAACAACGAAUACCCGAAAAAUAUUUAAGAUUAAAGAAAAUAUCAGACAAUUAUGAUGGAUUUUUACUUGAUUUAGCUUAUGAUUUGGGUCUUAGAAUUAUUCCUGCUUAUAAAACUUCAUCUAGAAUACCAGUUCCAAGAAUUAAUCUUGCUAAAGGAGUUUUAAAUGUACCUGCUUAUUUACAACGUGAUGCGUGUACUUCAGGUGCUGCCACUCCAGUUCUUGAACUUACUUUAUUAUCAAGAUUAACUGGUGAUCCACAAUUUGAACAUUUAUCUCAAAUGACAUUUUGGAAAUUAUGGGCAUCUAAACUGAAAUUAAAUCUUUUACCUAUGACUAUUGAUCCAAUAGAUAAUCAAUGGAAAGAUGCUAUAUCUGGUAUAGGAGCAUCAAUUGAUUCAUUUUAUGAAUAUGCCGCUAAAGCUGCCAUUGUAUUUAAUGAUAAAUAUAUGUGGUCAGUAUUUAAAACAUCUUAUAAAGCAUUAUUAGCUCAUCUGGUUCAAGGUGGAGCUCCCAAUGAUGGAUCAAUGAUUUUUUCAAAUAUUGGAAUUCAUGAUGGAAUAAUAGUUAGUGAUUGGAUAGAUCUGUUAGGAGCCUUUUGGUCUGGCUUACAAGUAUUAACUGGUCAAUUAUCUGAUGCCAUAAAGACCCAUGUUGUAUAUCUUAAAUUAUGGGAUUAUUAUGAACUGAUUCCUGAAAGAUGGGUAUUUGCACAUUUUAAUAAUCGAGUUAAAGGAUCAAAUAAGUUAAAGAAUUCCAUUGCUUUAGAAUGGUAUCCACUUCGGCCUGAAUUUAUAGAAUCAACUUAUUAUUUAUAUAGAGCUACUCGAGAUCCAAUGUACUUACAAAUUGGUGAAAGAAUCCUUAAUCUUUUUAAGAAUAAAUUUAAACGUAAAUGUGGAUUUAGUGGUAUACAAGAUAUAAGAAAUGGACAAAUUCAAAAUAGAAUGGAAACUUUUGUUAUGGGAGAAACUUUAAAAUAUUUAUAUCUUUUAUUUGAUGUUAAUGAUGAAAUAUUUCUUCAUGAUGAUUAUUUAAUGGGAAGUAAAAAUUGGAUCUUUUCUACAGAAGCUCAUCCAUUAUGGUUCAAUAAAAAAAUGCAAGCUAAGACUUCAACUAAUUAUACUGAUCAAGAUAAUCAAGAUACUGUAAAACUCAAUAAAAAGCUUUAUCUGCCAGUAUUAUCAUUAAUUCAUAGUUAUGAUUCAAGAAGAGAAAACCUUUUCCAAGCAGAAGAUAGAGUAUAUUACAGAAAUAUUACUUUACCACCAGUUAAUAGAUACUCCUUACCAUCAGAUACAUUAUACAAGAAAGAUCCAUUAGUUGAUAGAUUUGAUACUUGUGAAUUAAAUCCAUUAACUAUUAAACCAACAGCAUUUCUACAAUCGGGAUAUUAUGAAUGGAAUAGAUUAUUUAUGGCCGAUCAUACAUUUGGAGGUACAUUAAUUCGACCACCAUAUUUAUCACAAAGUCAAUUAGAUAAUACAUAUAUAGAAUUGACUCGAACAUUUUUUGAUAAAUUCACAAUGUUUACGGGUAAGAAUGAAAGGGGGUUAUAUUUACAAUCUCCAAGAAUCUCUACUACUGAGAAAUAUGAACUCUUUAUGGGAGACAUUAAAGAAAUUAAUGAAGUUGAAAUUACCCAAUUAUACUUCAAACACAAUCAUAAUGUUUCGAGUACACCUGUUUUAGAAGGAGACUUUUGGAUACCUGAAAUUCGAGCUCUAAAAGUUCUAAUUGAAAAGUUGGUUGCUAAUAGAGUAGACUCUAAUGAUCGGGUGAUCACGCACAAGUAUAUUGAAUCAGUGAGAGUAGAUGACUACAACGAAGAAGGAGUUUGUUCUCCUGAUAAUCAACAAUAUCAACAAUAUCAAAAUCAAAAACCAAUAGGACAUACUGGUAGAGAUAUUGAUAUAGUACUACGAGUUCUUAAGGUUAAUGGAAUAGAUAUACCACCAGGAGCCAUAAUAUGGACAUUACCAUUUAUACCCCAUGCACCCGAACCUGGUAAAGAAUCAUUAAUAAGUAUAGCCAGUGACAAUCGAGUCAUACUACAGGGGAAUGUAAUUGAGAAUGUCAUGGUGUGGGGGGGAAGUGCGUAAAGACAAAGGACAAAAGACAAGACAAACAAAAGAUAAAAGACUUCCAGUACAAAACCCAUUUGGUAGUAAUAUACGCGCACGAACCACCGAGCACGAUUUU
This is a messenger RNA of Scheffersomyces amazonensis, 2766 nucleotides long. RefSeq names its product alpha-1,2-mannosidase MNL1. The record is from RefSeq and is a predicted model, not a curated record. NCBI's taxonomy places the organism in Eukaryota, Fungi, Ascomycota, Pichiomycetes, Serinales, Debaryomycetaceae. The coding region runs from base 93 to 2666 and encodes 857 amino acids. Gene Ontology annotation, molecular function: calcium ion binding; mannosyl-oligosaccharide 1,2-alpha-mannosidase activity. The transcript has a single exon. Gene Ontology annotation, biological process: mannose trimming involved in glycoprotein ERAD pathway; carbohydrate metabolic process; endoplasmic reticulum mannose trimming. Gene Ontology annotation, cellular component: membrane; endoplasmic reticulum.